AUGAGAUUACCAGCAACAACGCUCACGAGAAGCGUGGCGAGAUCAUGUAUAAGAAGAUCACCCUCACUCGCCCCAAUAGCACUGUCUACUCCAUCCAGAUAUCUGUCCACGACCGUCCCAAGGUUCACCCCGGAAACGGAUACACUAAUUAACCAGGGAAAAGUAAAAGGAUUACUCAGUCCCAAGGUUUCACAGCCAGAGAACUCAAUAGUACUCACUCUGAGCUGUCAAGAUCAGCUCGGCGUUGUCAAGAAUGUUUCCGAGUUUCUGUACAACAACCACCACAACAUUCUCUCCUCCGAUCAGUUCUUGGAUCCAACUUCUAAUCGCUUUUUCAUGAGAAUCACUGCCCAAGCUCAAAAUGGUUUGGAUAUAGCGCCUCUGAGACGAGAAUUCGGUAAACUCGCUGAAAACAUUGGUCUUGAAUGGCAUAUGCAUGUAGCAUCAAACAAGCCAAAGGUUAUGGUUAUGGUUUCAAAGAUUGGUCACUGUCUCAACGAUUUACUCUUCAGAGCCUCAGCAGAUCAAAUCCCAAUUGAGAUACCGCUGAUCGUCAGUAAUCAUCCUACCUACCAAUCACUGGCCAAGAGCUACGAGAUCCCUUUCUUGCACUUGCCAGUCAAUCGCGAUACGAAGGAGCAGCAGGAAGAGGAGCUCCUGAAACUCGUAAAAGAACACAAGAUUGAUUACAUUGUUUUAGCCCGUUACAUGCAAGUCCUAUCGCCAAAACUAUGUAAGGAGAUGAGUGGACGUAUUAUAAACAUUCAUCACUCGUUCCUUCCUUCAUUCAAGGGUGCAAAACCAUACCACCAGGCUUACGAUAGAGGUGUGAAGCUUAUCGGUGCAACAGCACACUUUGUCACAUCAGACCUCGACGAAGGUCCAAUAAUCGAACAGGGUGUCGAGAGAGUCGACCACACACUCAAUCCAAAAUCACUCUCGCACGUAGGAUCGAAUGUUGAGUCUAUUGUACUCGCAAGAGCUGUUAAAUGGGUUUCUGAACAUAGAGUGCUUCUCUCAGGACACAAGACAGUCGUUUUUGAUUGA
Molecule: messenger RNA, 1047 nt
Organism: Wallemia ichthyophaga EXF-994
Lineage: Eukaryota; Fungi; Basidiomycota; Wallemiomycetes; Wallemiales; Wallemiaceae
Product: Formyltetrahydrofolate deformylase
Exons: 2
Coding region: 1-1047 (348 amino acids)
Biological process (GO): 'de novo' IMP biosynthetic process
Molecular function (GO): formyltetrahydrofolate deformylase activity
Source: RefSeq, a predicted model, not a curated record